This is a messenger RNA of Gilbertella persicaria, 2350 nucleotides long. RefSeq names its product family 39 glycosyltransferase. Gene Ontology annotation, cellular component: endoplasmic reticulum; membrane. Gene Ontology annotation, biological process: protein O-linked glycosylation via mannose. The transcript has 7 exons. The record is from RefSeq and is a predicted model, not a curated record. Gene Ontology annotation, molecular function: dolichyl-phosphate-mannose-protein mannosyltransferase activity. Lineage: Eukaryota; Fungi; Mucoromycota; Mucoromycetes; Mucorales; Choanephoraceae. The coding region runs from base 29 to 2290 and encodes 753 amino acids.
CUUCUUUUAAUUUCUCUUUAUUUCUUUCAUGUCUGUUCAUCUUCGACAAAGGCGACACGAGUCUGAUGGGGCUUCAGAGAGGCUUAUAGACGUUGACUUUGAUGACUCUAAAAAAUAUGGCAAGGAUUUUGUACCUUUGCAACGUUCUCUGACUGGUCACCGUAUUGCUUUAUCCAUACUUACUUUGGUAGCUACUUUUGUUACUUUCUAUAAGAUUUGGAGUCCUGCAGAAGUUGUAUUUGAUGAAGUUCAUUUUGGUAAAUUUGCUGGUUAUUACUUGCAGAGAACCUAUUAUUUUGACGUUCAUCCUCCUUUGGCUAAGCUCAUGAUUGCAGGUGCAGGCUACCUCUUGGGUUUUGAUGGUCAUUAUGACUUUGCUAAUAUUGGUGAUAGUUAUGUGGAUCACCAAGUGCCUUAUAUUGGAUUACGUGCCUUGCCUGCUACACUCAAUGUCUUUUGUGCCAUGUUGAUUUAUGGUAUCAUGCAAGAAUCUGGUUAUGCACUUCCUAUCUGUGUCUUGAGUACUGCCAUGUACGUGUUUGAUAAUGCCAUGGUCACUCAGAACAGAUUGAUCUUGUUGGACAGUAUGUUGUUGGUCUUUAUGUUGGCUACUGUGUAUAGUUACAUCCGAUUCCGUAAAUUGAGACACAUGUCAUUUUCUGCUGCAUGGUGGACAUGGCUUCUUUGUACAGGUAUCUUCAUGGCCUUGACAUUUAGUGUCAAAAUGGUAGGUCUUUUCUUAGUGGCCUUGAUUGGUCUUUCUGUGAUUUAUGAUUUGUGGCAUCUGUUGGAUAUUCGUUGUGGAUUGUCUAUGGAUCAAGUCCUGAAGCACGUUUAUGCUCGUGCUGUUGCUCUUAUUAUCUUGCCUAUCACUAUCUAUCUGUUCUGGUUCUAUGUUCAUUUUGCUAUUUUGAAUGAAUCUGGUCCUGGUGAUAGUUUCAUGUCAACGCGUUUCCAAGAUACGUUGAAGAACAGUCCCUUAAAAAUGGCUGCUUUAGGCAAACAACUAGACAUUCAUUAUGGUGAUGAAAUUACCAUGAAGCACAAAGACACCAAUGCCUAUCUUCACUCACACGACCUUCAUUACCCUCUUCGUUAUGAAGAUGGUCGUGUCAGCAGUAAAGGUCAACAAGUGACGGGUGUGAUGGAAUCCAACGACAACUGUUUCUGGCGAAUUAAACCUACAGAGGACCACCAAGACCCCACACGUCCUGUCAAAAAUGGCGAUAUUGUUCAAUUGGAACAUGUUGUCACUGGUACCAACUUAUUGACACACGAUGUCGCUUCACCUUGGAUGCCUACAAAUGAAGAAAUCACGACAGUUCCUCUUGAGAGCCGUUAUGAAGAAACCCUGUUUAAGAUCGUAUUUGAUGACGAAGAGGACAAUAGUGUAUUAGAGACUCAUAUGACACCUUUCCGUUUGAUUCAUGAAGAUACGAAAGUAGCUGUUUGGGUGCACAACAAGAAAUUACCUGAAUGGGGUCUUGGUCAUCUCGAAGUCAAUGGUAACAAGAACGCAGUCGACAAGACCAAUUACUGGGUUGCUCAAGAAAUCAAGGGCAAGAAUGCCACCGAGCUCAAUGCCCAUAAACAAGAAAAGGAAUUGGGACAUAUGCCCUUUAUCAAGAAGUUCUUUGAAUUGCAGUCUCGCAUGAUCAGCCAUAAUGCAGGUCUUACUAAACCUCAUCCUUAUCAAUCUGGACCUAUUACAUGGCCCUUUAUGAUCCGCGGUGUGUCUUACUGGUCUAAUGAAGAGACACGAUCUCAAAUUUACUUGACAGGUAAUGUGUUUGGUUGGAAUUUGUCUGUGGGUAGUAUUGCUGUAUUUGUUGGUAUUGUGUUAGCCGAUGUCUUGGCUCGUCGUCGUGGUAUUGAGCCUAUUGAAGAGCCUGUUCGUCACCGUAUGAUUCAGUCUGCCGGUUUCUUUUUCGUUGCUUGGGCCUUGCAUUAUUUCCCCUUCUUUUUGAUGGGAAGAUCCCUUUUCCUUCAUCACUACUUGCCUGCUGCUACUCUGAACUAUUUGUUAGUGGGUGCCAUAUUUCAAUUCAUCUAUGUAGACGGUAUUGAUUCACCUGUGUCUUUCUUGGGCCGUCAAUUAAGAUCUACACGUCGAACAAGCAUGAAAGCAGAAGUCAGUUGGAAAACAUAUGCAGCUGUGGGUGCUACCAUUUUACUUCAAUUUGGCAUGUUUAUGUUUUUGGCUCCUUUGACGUAUGGUACUCCAUUGACUUUGGAACAAGUAAGAAGUCAUCAAUUAUUAGAUGGCUGGAAACUUCAAUAUGCCAAAUAAAUCCCCUACCCCCUUUAUGGAUACCUUUCAAUAAAAGAGAUUAAAAACCGUCACUCGUUA